AUGCCGACACGUUUAUCAACCCCUGUCCUGACGGUGGACACCGGUAAAAUCCGGAAGGUCGACACCGCAAAUACGCAGAGCCUACAUGGCAUGUGGAUGGUCUUCUCUAAAUGUGCCGAUUAUAUGGAAGAGGGCCGUCGGUUAGAGAACCUUACCUGGCGACUGUGGACGCGAGAGACCUUCUGCGUCGAACCGGAAAACUCCAGUGACACGUCCGUCCUACCCCUCCUCCGAUCCGAAUCGUCAGAGAUGCCAGAGCUGUCAGCCAGCGUGGAGUCGGCCUCGUCAGACCAGGCCGACCGGAUAGAGGAACAUAUCAAGCGGCCCAAGGGCCCGGACCCCAGACCCGCCGUUGUGCGGGAUGACUCGCUCAGCAGUCUGAGUAGAGGGAGGGAAAAGCACAUCACCUCUCUCGGCCUGGAACGGAUGGUUCUUAGCAUCAAGGAAAAGAAGAACCUCGAGCCUAUCCCCCACACCGUCUCCAGUAUUACCCCCAUCGUCGAUGUCUCUUCUUCGAGACCGUCAACCCCGACCCCGACUUUGCCCGCUGUCACUCCCGUGCAAGAAGAGGAAGAACAACAAAAACAGCAGCAGCAGCAAGAAGAUAGGCGACCCUCGCACACUCUUACACAGCAGCAAAAUCCUUCAACCGAGUCCUGCUCGACGACAGCACCCGAGUACAAUGAAAGCGAUGCUGCCCCCGUCACUGCGUCAGAUACCAGUGUCUCGUCCUCGGGCAUCCUUCCGCCUCGCCCUGAUCUGUUCAAGUCCCCCAGCAUCGUCCGUGGAUUCUCCCCCUCCCAGAUCUCGUCCUCAUACCGCUCCCAGCCUGCACUGGCCCCCGAACCGGCCUCGACCAAGGUCUCCUCGGCCACUCAACAGCUCAAGCCCUCGCUGCUCAAGAACAAGAAAGGUGGCAUGUUUUUACUGGGUGGAUCGUCAGGCGAUGACGAUGAGUCCUCCUUUGAGGAUCGCAUGAACAUGCCCAAUACCCAUCGCAGCUCCCUGUCCGAUGAGCUCGGUCGACCGACGUCGUCAUUAAAGAACCUGAGCCCCUCGAAGAAGGCCCCGUCCUUCCGAGAACAGAUCGCGGCACGCAUGAUCAAACCCAUUCGGGAAGGGCCUCGGGAGGAUGACGAGGACGCGAUUGAGACGGACGAUGAAGAGGUUUCGGAGAGCGCCAUCGAGGACGAUGAAGAUUCGGACUGGGAGGACUCGGUCACCGAGAGCGGGCGGUCGAGUGUUGACGAAAAGGAGCUCUUCCAACGGGUCGACUCGCGGCCGAACUUGGUCUCGCGCCGCUCGCUCCUGACCAUGAUGAUGCACCAGCCAACCAAGAUGGGCAACGUACGGUCAACGCCCGCGCUGCAACGGUCACGGUUGACCUCGCCCAACGGACCCUCCCUCCCCGCCUCCGAAGACGACGAAGAGGAGAACCUGACGAUGCGCGGACCGGACGUCCCACGGUCAAAACCCAUCAUCGUCAAGCCGCCCGUGUCGCAGCACUCGGUGGCGCACUCGCCGCGUACGACGCGCCGGAACAUGCUGGCCACGGAGCUGACCGAGUCCCUGCGCCGACACCUCCUGUGGGAACGCCAGCAGAAGAGCGCAACGGCCAACGCAUUUCUCAAGCGCCGGCACACCGCUCACGACAUGGCCAACCUCCAGCAAUAUCCCGAUCCACGGCGAGGAGCAGCAGCAGCCGCUGGCAGCAACGCUGCGGACGCCGCGGCCCCAACUGACAGUGAGGACGCACAGCAAGCCAAGGACUUGGCCAAAAAUGGCUCGUGGAACAACUACACCGACUACGGGCCGUGGGAAUACCAUGUGAAAGGGUGGUAG
Molecule: messenger RNA, 1842 nt
Organism: Penicilliopsis zonata CBS 506.65
Lineage: Eukaryota; Fungi; Ascomycota; Eurotiomycetes; Eurotiales; Aspergillaceae
Exons: 2
Coding region: 1-1842 (613 amino acids)
Biological process (GO): mitochondria-nucleus signaling pathway; regulation of nitrogen utilization; negative regulation of transcription by RNA polymerase II
Cellular component (GO): cytoplasm
Source: RefSeq, a predicted model, not a curated record